GAAAGGUUGAUUGAAGCAUUGGAUGAUCGUCUACUUCGGGCAAAUGCGGCCCGGAUUUUGAGGAACUUGUGUGCUUAUAGCACUGGAUCUAGUAGCUUUGUCCAGCUUCAACGCCUAACUGCUUCUGGACCAACUAUCCUUAAAGCAAUCAUGACAGAGGAAAGCAAAAUGCAGGAAGUAAUGCUUGGAUUAGCGUCCCAUGUUUUCAUGUAUAUGGAACCUGGUGAAGAAUCAGGGAUGAUGUUUCGAAAAGCCGGGAUCAAAGAAGCCGAACUCGCUCAAAAACUAAUUCAAAUCUUGGAGAGCCAUCAAUAUCCAUCAAUAAAGGUCCCAAGAAUAAGGAGGUUUGCCAUAGAGUUGGCAAUCUGGAUGAUGAGAGACAACAGAAGAAAUAUUGAGGUUUUGAGGAACCUGGGAAUGGAGCAUCAACUGGAGUGCAUCAUGGAGACCACAUCGGAGAUUGAGAGCUUUCAUGUUUUCUCUGGGUCGGUUGGUAUGAAUCGGCACACCACAACCAUGCACUCUUUAGUUGAAACUGCAUUCAACCUAUUGAGAGAUGAAUCCUCCAACCCUUGAAGGCAAAUUUAUGGAGAUUAUAUUCUUCUGCAAACCUAGCAUGCUUUGAUACUCAUAAAGGCAUGGCAAAUGUAAUGUUCAUUUAUAAUCUACUCAUGCAGUUGUAAGAAGUGUACACCAUUCUUUGAUCAUGUAUGUAACUUUUUUAAAAAUAUUGUAAAUGAUUCUUCUUCUUGAAACAUAUCAUGUGCUAACCCUUGGCUGUAGAAAGCCAACUGAUAUGUAAUAAUGUAUUAUCGGCGGCUGAUGUGGUACGGCCGGCCAUAGGAAGGGGUUUUGAAUGACCUAGCAACUGAUACCAUAUACAAAACAAUAGAAUUGGGAAAUAAUGGCUUACCCUAUUGGGUGCCAUAAGCUUAUAUUUAUAAUAAAACGUAAUUAGGG
Messenger RNA from Cuscuta epithymum, 960 nucleotides. NCBI's taxonomy places the organism in Eukaryota, Viridiplantae, Streptophyta, Magnoliopsida, Solanales, Convolvulaceae. The record is from the annotation of a GenBank genome assembly.